Nerophis lumbriciformis (worm pipefish) is the source of this 920-nucleotide messenger RNA. Lineage: Eukaryota; Metazoa; Chordata; Actinopteri; Syngnathiformes; Syngnathidae. The record is from RefSeq and is a predicted model, not a curated record.
AUUGACACUGAAUAGGUUUGCUGCUCAUGUCAAGGAAUUCAACUGAGUCUUCUUGUGCCGCAGGCUCCUGUCCAACAGUCCAAUGAUGAUGUCUGUGCUGUGGUAUUUUGCAGCGGGGCUGGCGCUUUGCACCAAAAACCCAGCUUGGGCUUUUGAAAUCUUCUCCACCAAGUUAGACCAUUACGCAGUCAAAGAAUCAAACGUCACGCUUUCCUGCAAAUUCACACAAGACAUCGAUGACAUCUCAAACAGAAUUAUAAUUAGGUGGUAUUUUAAGUCUCCAGAAGAAAAGAAGACAGAGAUUUUAAUGUAUCAUGGAGGCCAACUUGAUAUUGACCCAAACUACAGCAGGGUUCACUUCACAACUCCUGAACCCGGCCAUGGAGAUGCUUCCAUAGAGAUUAGUGACCUGCGUAUGUCAGAUGAGGGGAUCUACCAGUGCAGCCUAGAGUGCCAGCUGAAUGUGCGUUCUGCGAUCUUCACAAUCCUAGACCAGAACAUGAACCUGAAAGUCAUGGAGAAGCUGAGCGCACCAGUUUGUGCCAUGGAAGGCGAUCCUGUGUGGGGCAAUGACGUGACGCUCCAAUGCGAAUCCUCACAAGGAACCCCCCCGCUGAAUUACAGCUGGAAAAAGAUAAGUGAAAGAUUGGCUCCUAACGCCAGUGGGGACGCCAUAGGAGGGAACUUGACUGUAAAAAGGAUCUCCGAGGACAACUGUGGAAGCUAUCGCUGUACGGUGGGAAAUCUGGUUGAGACCCAACUCUGUGAGAUCCUACUAUCGUGUCCAAAGGCACCAGUGGUGGCGAGAAGAAACAACAAAAUAAAAGUUAUCACUGCAGCAACAAUGUCAAUCUUUAUCCUUUUGGUGGUUAUUGUUGUCAGUGCUUACGCAAGAAACAAAACUGAACAAUAAAGAGUUA